GCGCAUCGUGCAUCGGCGAGAGACAGUCGCCAUCAAGCCUAGAGGCCUCGACAUCGUCGCUGAUCUUGCUGCAAGGGCAACAAAGGCACGUUAUGAAGCAGAGUUACACUCCUGUGGACGUUCGACCUGAGAGGACUCAGAGCUUGUCUCCUUUCACAGCUCGUCAGCGAAUCUUCGACGAGGAAGAAUCCGAGCUUGACAUGAGCGUGUUUGCGAAUAACAAAGGAGAUCAGAUAGAAGAGCUCGCAUACAAGCAGGCUUUCUACACUACUGUAUUCUUGAGUGCAGCAGCAAUCUUGUGGGCCGUUGUUUAUUUCAAUUACCUCUUGCUUUCUGUCUAUUUCACCCCCAUCACCUGGGCAGUAUUGUGCAGCAUUCCUCUGCGAAGAUGGCAGAACAAGCUAUUAAAGGAGAUAGAAAGAGAGAGGUUCCUGCUUCUGAUCGUGUGGAGGAUCAGCAAAGGGCUGCUGAAGAUGCCCGAGUCACUGCUGUCCUUCGACUUUUCAAGGAGUGCUCUUGAGAAGAUCACUGGAGAUGCUCUCACCGGCUGUCUUGUCCUAGCGUGUGCGAUUUGGGUUGCGAUCAGUAGGCCUGUGGAAUGGCUCGGAUGGGGACCAGGGAUUCUCUUUUUCUCGCUCCUCUUCCUCGUCCAUCCCCUUAUCGUCCUUGGAUUCAACAUCGCCAUCCCGAUAUGCAGCAGCAUCAUAUGCAGGAUUGUUCCUUUCAAGGUCCUCCGUACGUGAAUGGACGCAGAUGUCAAUUUUUCGAAUUCCCCUCUC
Molecule: messenger RNA, 779 nt
Organism: Guillardia theta CCMP2712
Lineage: Eukaryota; Cryptophyceae; Pyrenomonadales; Geminigeraceae
Exons: 12
Coding region: 93-743 (216 amino acids)
Source: RefSeq, a predicted model, not a curated record